This is a messenger RNA of Penicillium maclennaniae, 1854 nucleotides long. Its product is annotated as arylsulfotransferase. The coding region runs from base 1 to 1854 and encodes 617 amino acids. The record is from RefSeq and is a predicted model, not a curated record. NCBI's taxonomy places the organism in Eukaryota, Fungi, Ascomycota, Eurotiomycetes, Eurotiales, Aspergillaceae. The transcript is spliced from 3 exons.
AUGGUUGGCCCUGCGAUCAUUUGCACUUGCGUUGCUGCUCUCGCGCGGGCAGUUUAUGGGGAUUUCGUGUCCACCGAAUACGAAUCAUACAAUAACGGAGAUUUAGGUCAUCGCCCUCAUCUGGAAUUUCACUCGAGCAGUGAAUUUUCACCUCUCCUGCAAGUAAAUAUAUGGAAUCGAUCAGCCAUUUCAGACACCGGCUCCCAUAUAUUCCUGCGACAUGAUGGUAACUCGACCUCGCCGCUAGCAUCGCCACUGAUUCUCGACGCCAACGAUUUAAGUGCAGUCUUCAUGAAUCGAUCUUUCGAGAAUGUGUUCGGCACCCGCGUUCAAGAGAAUUUCGGGAAGAAGUAUUUGACGUUCUGGGAGGGUUAUAAGGACAACGGAAUUGGAGAUGGUUAUGGACUUGUCUACGACGACACCUAUCGAUUGAUUUAUAAAGUCUGGGCGCAGAAUUUAAAAGUCCACAGUGACCUUCAUGAAUUCGCAUUCACCGGCAACGGAACGGCUUUGGUCACUGGUGUUAAUGAGAUGAUUGCACGUGGGUCUGAUUUCAAUCAAACAUGGGGUUUGCCCGACAGAUUUGAAAUUCUGGACGCCGCUUUCCAGGAGAUUGAGUUGGGGACAAAUGAUGUACUUUUCCACUGGCGAGCCAUCGAUCAUCUCAAUCCUUUGGAUUCACACGAGCCAAGCGGCCCUGGUUGGGAUGCCUUUCAUCUGAAUAGCAUCGAGAAGACUAAAGCAGGUAACUAUCUUAUCUCGAUUCGUCACAUCCACUCCAUUCUCCUCCUCGAUGGGAAUACGGGCGAUAUUCUUUGGACAUUAGGCGGCAAUAAGAACGAUUUUAUCGAACUGCCUCCUCCUGAAGGAGUCAAUCCCAUUCAGCCUGUGCUGACAAUGGGCUGGCAACAUCACGCUCGCUUCGUCCCAGGAACCAACGAGACGCAGAUCACCUUCUUCGAUAACCACGUCAAGGUCACUUCACAUGGUGAAUGCACUUUGGAUUGCUCGCGUGGUCUCCACAUCGCCAUCGAUGAUACCGUCUCGCCGCCAACGGUCCAGCUCCUGCGCGAGUUCCGUCAUCCGGCAGACCUUCAGGCCCAGAGCCAAGGAAGCAUACAACCUCUUUCGCCGGUUUCGGGGAACAUAGGCAACGUAUUCAUCGGCUGGGGCAGGUGUCCUUCAUUCACGGAGCACUUAUCGACGGGCGAGAUCGUCAUGAACGUACAGUUUUCACCAUGGCACAGCGCCGAAGUUCCUGACGCCCUCGACAAUUAUCGUGCAUAUAAGAUGGACUGGUCCGCCACGCCAUGGUGGGACCCCGCAAUUGUGCCAAAGCUGAGUCUCGAGGACGAGUUGGUCGUCUAUGUCAGCUGGAAUGGUGCGACCGAGGUGGCGGGCUGGGUCGUCCGGGGAGCGGAAACCGAUUCGUUGGACAAACACCAGGUGCUGGCGACAUCCCGGCGGACUGGAUUUGAAACGAAACUGACGAUUGCGUGGCCAAGUCAUCAGUAUAUUUGGGCGGACGCCAUGGAUCGUCAUGGGAACGUGCUUCGAUCAACGGAAGUCGUCAAGGACGUGGCGUGGGACUACCUGGAUCCUACGGCGUCUCACCGUUUGUCGAGGACGGCAUGGGCUUUACUAUGUACUGGAUUGGGUGUCCUUUUCCUGGCCGGCGUAACAGCCGGUGUCAUUGUGUGGCACCGAGGCAAUGACUACGAUAGAUUGGGCGCCGACAUAUUUGUUCUGGGUGACGAUUUCGAUCUUAGGAUUGUGGUCAGUGAGGGCAGCGAUGGCGAAGAUGUCGACGGUGAAGAUGUCGCGAUGAGCGUGUCAAUGUCGACCAGCAAUUAA